Molecule: messenger RNA, 2747 nt
Organism: Saccostrea echinata
Lineage: Eukaryota; Metazoa; Mollusca; Bivalvia; Ostreida; Ostreidae
Product: methylmalonyl-CoA mutase, mitochondrial-like
Exons: 20
Coding region: 72-2324 (750 amino acids)
Cellular component (GO): mitochondrion
Molecular function (GO): metal ion binding; methylmalonyl-CoA mutase activity; cobalamin binding
Source: RefSeq, a predicted model, not a curated record
ACCUUGAACUCUGUAGUCUUGAAUCGCCUCUGCUCUGGAUUGACAUUUUGAUGUGAUAAACGAAAUUUAAAAUGUUGCGAUUGGAGAAGCUAUCGCAGUUGAUGAUUCGGCAGAAUCUCCACAAGGGAAUUGCACCUCUCUACUGUCGUUGUGCCCACACCAAAGAACCUCUGCACCCAGAAUGGAAAGCAGCAGCAUCAAAAGAACUAAAGGGGAAAAAAGACAUAGAUUCACUGAUCUGGAAAACACCCGAGGGGAUUGAAAUAAAACCUGUUUAUACAAAAGCUGACGUCAAAGAUGUACAAGAUGAGGUACCAGGACAAUUUCCCUACACAAGAGGCCCCUACUCCACAAUGUACACAAAUAGACCAUGGACAAUCAGACAGUAUUCAGGGUUUAGUACAGUAGAAGAGAGCAAUAAAUUCUACAGAGACAAUAUAGCUGCUGGCCAGCAGGGACUCAGUGUAGCCUUUGACCUUCCAACACACCGGGGCUAUGACUCGGAUAACGAGCGUGUCGUCGGAGAUGUUGGAAUGGCGGGGGUUGCUAUUGACUCCAUGGAGGACAUGAAACUCUUGUUUGACGGAAUCCCACUGAAGAAAAUCUCCACCUCGAUGACAAUGAACGGAGCUGUACUUCCUGUGAUGGCUAUGUUUAUAGUCGCAGCAGAGGAACAGGGAGCCAAACAGGAAGAGCUGGCUGGUACAAUACAGAAUGACAUCCUUAAAGAGUUCAUGGUCAGGAACACAUACAUUUUCCCCCCAGAGCCCUCCAUGAAGAUCAUUGGGGACAUUUUUGAGUACACCUCCAAGCACAUGCCAAAAUUCAACUCCAUAUCGAUCUCAGGGUAUCACAUGCAGGAGGCCGGGGCUGAUGCAGUACUAGAAAUGGCAUUCACACUGGCGGAUGGUCUACAAUACAUCAGGACAGGUUUGGAGAGGGGGCUAGAUGUGGACAAGUUUGCCCCUCGACUUUCCUUCUUCUGGGGAAUAGGAAUGAACUUCUACAUGGAAAUUGCUAAGAUGAGAGCUGCUAGAAGACUGUGGGCAACACUGGUGAAGGAAAAGUUUGGUCCCAAGAAUCCUAAAUCUCUUUUACUUCGGGCUCAUAGUCAAACCUCAGGCUGGUCACUGACAGAACAAGAUGCCUACAACAAUAUUGUACGUACUGUGAUCGAGGCUAUGGGGGCAGUAUUCGGGGGGACCCAGUCUCUACACACAAACUCCUUUGAUGAGGCGCUGGGUCUACCGACUCCAUUUAGUGCCAGAAUUGCCAGGAACACACAGAUUAUAUUACAGGAAGAGUCGGGCAUACCCAAGGUGGCAGAUCCUUGGGGUGGAUCCUAUAUGAUGGAGAGUCUGACUAACGAUAUUUACGAUGAAGCGCUGAAACUCAUCAACGAGAUAGAGGAGAUGGGAGGAAUGGCUAAGGCAGUGGCCUCGGGGAUGCCUAAGUUACGGAUUGAGGAGUGUGCGGCCAAACGGCAGGCCAGGAUUGACAGUGGUGCAGAGGUAAUUGUUGGAGUGAACAAGUACAGACCUAAAGAGGAACAUCAGGUGGACGUUCUGUGUAUUGACAAUAAACACGUACGGGAGAGUCAGAUUCAGCGACUGAACAAGACGCGGGAAAACAGAGACCAGAAAAAGGCUCAGGAAGCAUUAGAAGCCAUCACUGAGGCAUGUUCCAGUAAGAAUGGAAACCUUCUUAAGCUGUCCAUAGAUGCUGCCAGGGCACGAUGUACAGUGGGCGAAAUCACACAGGCCAUGGAAAAGGUAUAUGGCAGACAUGUGGCCAGUGAUAGAUUGGUCAGUGGAGCCUACAAGACAGAGUUUGGAGAAGUGGAUGAAAUCACUCAAGCCACACAGAGAGUUCAAAAAUUUGCGGAGACAGAAGGGCGACGUCCACGUAUCCUGGUGGCCAAAGUGGGUCAAGAUGGACAUGAUCGUGGCGGAAAGGUCAUCGCCACAGGUUUCGCUGACUUGGGAUUUGAUGUUGAUAUUGGCCCAUUGUUCGCUACUCCAAAGGAAGCAGCCCAGCAGGCAGUGGAUGCUGAUGUCCACGUUUUAGGGGUCAGUACUCUGGCGGCUGGACACAAAACUCUCAUCCCAGAGGUCAUCCAAGAACUCAAGAAAAUGGGCAGACCUGAUAUUCUAGUGGUAGCUGGGGGAGUUAUUCCACCUCAGGACUAUGAAUUCCUGUAUGAAGCUGGUGUCUCUGCCGUGUUUGGUCCAGGUACUAGAAUUCCAGAUGCUGCCAUCAAGGUGAUAGAUAUGCUUGAAAAGAACAAUGACAAUACAGACAAAGCAAAAUCUGCCACAGGCUGAGAAUAGUGGAACUUUGUAAUAAAGAGAUGUCAUAAAUUGACACUAAAUCAUGAAUUUAGCUUCUCGCUUCCUAUCAUGUUACAAUUAACAUAAUCCUGAUGGCAAGAACAUCUCCAGAAACAGGUUUCACCCUGAAUGUGUUGAAGUUUGAACCCUUAAACAUAUAAUUAUCUUUUCUUUAGAAGAUGUUGAGCACAUGGAAUAAUUGUCCCAAUGUUAGAAUGCUAAGACACAUGGAUCAUGUUUGUAGAAUUCAUAUUAUUUUUGACAUGCAGUGUGCCAUAUUCUGCAUAAUAUGUAACCACCUUUAAUUUUGAUUUCAAAAUAGUGUAGGAUUGGAAAACUUAAAGUCAUGAAUUGAUCUUUUUAUUUGAAUUAAAAUGAAGGAAAAAAAAAACAGAAAUGUCAUUGAUGUAACUUUAA